UCCACAGUUAUUGUUAUCGGGGCCGAGCCGACAGGAGGUCGGGGGCGUUCGGGAGAGAGAAAAGAGAGAGAAAAAAGUAAUAAUAACAAAUUGUAAAAAAACAAACAGACUAACCAGAUCCACUUCUGGAUAUGUGUUCUUAUCUGAGAUAAUAUCACAAAAAAGUUUCUUUUCAAUAAUUAUCGAUCAGUGAGAAGGCCGAGCCCAAGAACCGCCAGGAAAAAAGACCCACAAUGUUACGACUGUUGACUUUAGUGUCGCUGGCGUGCGUCGCUUUGGCCGACGACGGCGAGUUGAUGAAAGUGCCCACGUACCUCAUGAACUACAUCCUGGACUGCAAGAGGCAAUCGAUCGAGAGCGGCUACGGAGUCCCUGUCUAUCAGACCAACAUCAAGCAGUCGGGGACGUCGCAGCACGUGAGUCUCCUGGACUUGGAUGAGCUUGAGGACUCGCUGAAGCAGGCGGUGCACAACGAGGCGGUUGUGGCGCACGUCCUGAGCCAGGUGAACGACGCGGUCAAGACGGCCACCGACAACCCGAAGGCAAGGUCCGGCUGUACGGUCGAGAACCACAUCCAGAUCGCCAUUCCCCCGCGGGAGAUGGACGAGUUCAACGACCGUGUGCAGAUGCUCAUUCAGCAGAACAGUUUCCUUCUUCUGGAGCAGAUUAACACACUUUUCGCCUUCAAACUGCGUUCGCUGAAGAGUGACAUGGAAAAGGUGAUUAAGCGGAGGUACAACGCCCUCGAGAGCAAGUUGGACUUGAUCAUGGGAGCGCUCGGCGUCGAAAUGCCCGAGGAAUCCAAGCCAACCACCGACGACGACGUCGACAACCCUGUGACUGAAAUGCCGGAAGUCAUCACCGAUUCCGUGUUCCCCAGCCUGGUCCCUCAGCCCGACCCCAGCCCAGAGCCCGAGCCGGUGGCAACGCCCGGCCCAAUCCCGCAGCCCGAACCGACGGUACAACCGGUUCCUGAACCCGCCCCCGAACCCAUUGCAGAACCAGAACCGACGUCUCGACCAGAUCCCGACGACGAUGACGACGACGACUUAGACUUCACGGAGCGACCCGACACCACGGAGGACCCCAACUCAGGCGACCAGUCGAGCGACGAAGCCCCCGAUAGCUCAGGCUCCUCCAUUGGCUUCAUCAGGACGCCACAGCAGCCGGCUUCGGACAGCCCCAUGGUGUCUCACAGCGGCUUCGGCUUCAUGCGGCCCAUCGUGUCCCGCCCCUUCACGCGCCGGAAGGUCCAGCGCCCCAGCAACUUCUGGCGUGAUCGUCUGGAGCCAUAUAGGGCGUCAGCGGCGUCCCACAGGAGAACUCUACGGCGCCGGGAAGGAGCACCACAGCAUGCCACACCACAGAGCUCAGUCAUGCACUCUGAUUUCGAAGAACCUUUGCCAUUCAGCCGCGGUUCAAACAGGCAAGAUCGCGUCAACGCCCGGAAAGCGUAUCGGAAUGCUUUCAGGAGAGGAUCGUCGUACAUGUAUACGGGAUUUUAGAUGUUCUCUUGUUUUCCUGGCAUUUGAGCAGGUAUAGGGAAUUAUAAAUGUUCUUUUGUUUUCUUGGCAUUUGAACAUGUAUAUGGGAUUGUAGAUGUCCAUGUACAUGUAUAAGGGAUUAUGGAUAUUUUGUUUUCCUGGCCGUACAUGUAUAGGGGAUUAUAGAUGUUCUUUUGUUUUCCUGGCAUCUGAUGUAUUUUUGUUUUAUAAGGAUAUUCGUAAAAUUUGGCUUUGAUGUACAUCUGUUUCUUUUUUUCAGUUAAUUUGCUUCCUCGUGUUCUAUAUAGAUUUUUAUAUUCUCAUGGAAACUUGGAGUGCUUGUCCUGAAUUUUUUGUCUCUAGUUAUAAACGAUGUGAUAGCGCGUGUAUGUAUAAUAUGUAAGAAAAAAUUAGAUUAUACUGAUGAAAGGCUGUGAGUAAACAACAAUAAGCUGAAAAAUAAUUAUACAGAUAUAUAUACUAUAAAUACACACUAUACAUACACGCAUACAUACUGGGCAUUCAUGUGUACAAUAUAUCUCUAUUCUUGUAUCGAUGUGGUUUUAUAUGUACAGUUCUCACUCUUUUAGAUUAUAAAUAAAAUGCUAGUUCUAAAUA
Messenger RNA from Penaeus monodon (black tiger shrimp), 2102 nucleotides. Its product is annotated as arp2/3 complex-activating protein rickA-like. The record is from RefSeq and is a predicted model, not a curated record. NCBI's taxonomy places the organism in Eukaryota, Metazoa, Arthropoda, Malacostraca, Decapoda, Penaeidae.